UCAGGUCUAGCUUCGCUCCGUCGCUUCGUCGCUUGAUGAGCUGCGAGCACGGUCGAGUGACGCCUGGCAGCGCUGGCUAGGGAGGGCGGGCGAGUAUAAGUAGGCGGCGGCGGCGAGCAGGCGCGAAUCCUCUUUGGAUCUCUCUUGGGGCGACUCGACAGGGCACCAGUGAGCCCUCUGAAGCCGUGCUGGCGCUGAUGAGCAGGAUCGAUGGACUGGCCUCCAGCUAUGCCGCCAUCGCCAGACACUUUGCCUCCUCUCGACGCUCUCCAAGCCGACGGCUGACCGCGGUCACCCAGGCCGAGGCGUAUCUGUACCACACCGCCCCCGACAGUGGUCCGAGAGCCAGCUCAUCCGCUCACUCGGCUUCCGACCCUGCCUCUCAGCCUAGCAAGACAUCAGGCCUACCUGCUCGACGGAUCCGAGGUGGCUUCUUCUGGCAAAAUGUCAAGUACAGCGAUUUUCUGCGCAGGAAGUGGAACGGUCUCUUCGUACCUCUCGGUCCUCAGGACACGAGCCCCAUCUCUGUCGAUCCGGCCUCUACAGCCACUCUGGCUCGUGUCAUGUCCGACCAAGCCGCCGAGACCGCCAAGAAUCGCGAGCUCCUCCUGAAGACGCUCAUGGACCAGCCAGCUAUCUUGACGAAGCAUGACCCUCACUCUCUUGCGCAGCCUUCGGACGCAAAGUCUUCAGGUCCCCAGUACUUUGAUAAGAACCGUGCUCUUGCGCGAAAAAGCGAGGAUCGCAGAGGCAGAACCGUCCGGCGCGAUGCUCUAGAGGAAGUCGAUGCGACACCCAGCAUGCACUGGAGCGCUCAGAAGAGAUCAUUCUCGACGACUGCGACCGGCAGGAGCGUCAGUAGCGCAGGGCCGUCACUCAAAAUUGCAGCUCAGUCUUCGAGCAGCCAAGACACAGGCAAGCUGUCGAGUGCGGCAGACAGAAAGCUCGGUGAAGCUGGAGAGGACAGUCGCCCGACGUCUGUCUCAAUCAAACGCUCAGCUAGAAUACCACUUCGCAGGCAAGACGAGCCUGAUGCGGCACUGCUGAUGCAGUAUCGGCCGCUGCAAUCACUCGAGACUCCCAUCGACUCCAUACCCAGCCAAGAGAAUGUCCAGCCUGAACCCGAUAGAUUGCUUGAUCGCCUGAGAGCUCUCAAGGAGUCGAACGUCAGGAGCGACGUUCCAAAGGCGCAAGGUGGGGAUCAUGCAACCCAACCAUCCCUGGCCAGUAUACGUCUGCAGAAAGCGCUCGUGCAACGCACGCCCAAAGUGUAUCGUCAAGCGAGCUCGCCGAGCCGAAGCCGUAAACCGGGUCUGCCUCGCAAGCAAAGACAGACAUUGUUGCACAGAUCUGCCUCACCGCCUUUGUCAAGUGUCCUGAGAGCGGCAGAAGAGCUCUUACCAAUCGAUCCGACAAACAAGCGGAGCUACAGUGCCUCUACUUGCAAACUGGCUCCCCUCGCAAGACGCACUCGCGCCCGCAUGACAAGGCCGCGCAACACGAUCACACGAAUUGUAGCCAGGCCGCGUUCACCUAGCGUUGCACAAACGACUGCCAGAGACGUUCCCGCAACGGCGAACAUGUUGCUUCCGUGGGCGCAGUCGGCUCCGCCGGGCCUCUCGCCGUCAGCUGCAGAAUCUGCUUUUGAGCAAGAGCUUUUCAAGUGGUUCCCAAACGCGCCCCGAAUGGGCACACAGCCAUCUCAGACGACUUCGUUCCCGAGUGACGCCAUGAUCGCAAGCAAAACUCCGAGUGAGAUCUUCCAGAACCGUGUAAGAUCUGCUCGCAGGGACAAACACGAGCCGACCUCGACGGACAUCGAAUUCGACAGACAGGUCGAGGCCAUCAGUGCUCAGCCGACCGACUUGGACCUCUUGCGAUGGGCCUCCGCUGUGCUCGAUCUCCAGCUGGGCAUGUCUCAGCAUGACCCUUCGGACGAGAUUGCAACAAUCGAUUUGACAACCUCAAUCUAUCCUCGCGUUCUUGCGAGGACUAUGUCGGUCUUUCGAGUCCGAUUCAAUCGGCCUGCCGCAGCACUAGCCCUGUUCGAGGCAGCAUCCACUAGAUCAAUCCGCCACCUGAUUCUUGGCUGCACGACCGAGGUUUAUAACGAGCUUUUGCGCGCGCACUGGCACUCUUACGGCAGUAUCGAGACCGUGCUCGACGUCAUGCUCGACAUGCUCAAGAAUGGCGUCGUCUUCAAUGCUGCCACUGCAAGCAUUGCCAACAGCAUCGCAGAGGCAGUCAUGGCAGAUACGGUCCAAGCAGUCUCCGCUCACGAGCAAUACAAGCUGAGCGCUGAAGCUGCACCCAUAUCAACGUACAAUUGGGAAGAUGAGACGAGCUCGGAUGGCAAGGCUGCCGAAGCCUCUGCGACGCACGGCCAGCGAGAGUCACAAGGGCCCAUCGAUUCAGCUAGUCGGUUCAGCCGAGCCGAAUUGAGAGCGCAACAGCAGAUUGCAGAGAUGAUUGCAGAUAGCGAGCAAGAGCGGCAACAAAGCCGUCGCAACGGUUCUGCAUUUGCAUCGCGCGCUUCGGAGCGUCCAGGCUCUGUCCGCUAGCAGGUGUCUUGUGUCUACGAGAUGCAUACAUUCUUGAUAAACAUGGUGCA
Mixia osmundae IAM 14324 is the source of this 2611-nucleotide messenger RNA. RefSeq lists its product as uncharacterized. Lineage: Eukaryota; Fungi; Basidiomycota; Mixiomycetes; Mixiales; Mixiaceae. Bases 198 to 2561 code for a protein of 787 amino acids. Gene Ontology annotation, cellular component: mitochondrion. The record is from RefSeq and is a predicted model, not a curated record. The transcript has 2 exons.